AUGGUCAGAAAGCCCCGCGGAAAGCCCCCUCAAACGAAGGAAGCAGCGACAGAAACGGUGGAUGUCGUGGAAAACAAUGUGGUGAAGCCAGUGAACGCCAAUUCAGUCGAGAAGGAAACGGAAAAGGUGCCGAACGAUACUCCCACAAAUUCAGUGGAAAAAUCGACUUCUGAAGUCGCUAAAAUGAAGCUCACGGAUAACGGCAAGGUCGACCAGCCUAAGAAGGAUAAAACGAAAGGAGAAGCAGGUAUGCGACCUUUGAUUUUUGUGGCUUCUUGGUUUAGGUUGAGGUGUCAUGGGUAAUAUCGGAAAAUCGCAUGGAAAUACAAAAAAUAAUUGCAAUUUUUUCGAAAUCUCGGUAGUGUUAGAUACAUUGGGUCCUGGAGCAGCUCGUGAGCUGCAUCAGCGUUUAUUUUUUUCUUAGUAAAUUGAGGUGCAACGCUCAGUUUUAUUGAGCUUGUGGUGUAAAAUACUGUUCUCUUUCUACAUCCAUAUUGUUUAGAUUCAAAGCCACAGAAGCCCAAAACAAGUGAGAAUUCACCGAAAAACGCUCAACAAAAGCCUCAAGACCAAAAACAACAAAACAAAAAGGACAAUACGAAGCCAAAUGCCACACCAAAAGAAGGUCAGAAGGCUCCUUCGGAGGGGCAGAAGAAGGCAGCAGAGCUGAAGGCCGAAAAGAAGGCGCAGAAGGCAAGGAAUAGGGCGGAAAAUGUCGAAGUUGUCCAAAGCAAAGGCCCACAACCCGACAAAUCCAUUCUCAAGGUUCGAUUUGGUAAGUAUUUGAUUUGUUUUCUCGAUUUUAGGAGACUCUCCGAUAUUCAACGUAUUUUAGUGCCAGGAGACAGCAGUGAUAAUCCCCAGCCACCGUCGCCACCGGCAAUUCGACCUUAUCCUUUCUUAUUGGCCGACGAAAAGAAUGUCCAUCCAAUUUUCGCCCGACUAAAAGCCCAACAUGAUGGAAAUGAUCUCUAUGGAAUCGAGAGUGUCAUUCUCGAGUUCCUCAACUGCUUGGCUCAGGUGAGACGGCGAUUUUGAGAGAAGUUAUAUUGUACUAGAGCUUUGAGAAGAUUUUUGGGGGUUUGAUACGGUAAAGGUUUCCGAUAUAAAGCCAUGAAAGAGAUAGGUGUCUAAAUUUCUCAAAAUUAAAAAAAAAGGCGAUAAAUUUUUGAUUACAAAGUAUAUGAAUUUAAAAAUUUUUGUAUGAAAUGGUCAUGACACUAGCUUAACCAGCGCCAAUUUUUAGCCGAAUAAUUCUAUUGAAAUGCCGGAUAUUAUCCAGGAAACUUCGUAACGUGAUUUUGGGGGUUUGAUACGCUGAAGGUUGGCUAGCUUGGAUUUUUGAUGUCCGACGGCGAAAGUAGAAAUGAGAGAAGGCCACAUGUUAUAAUUGAGCCAGAUUUGUCUGAAUAGUGUCUGAAUUUUACCUCGAUUUAAGGUGAAGUUUCAUAGCCGGGGAGCAACGAUUGGGGAAACUGAAAAGUAUUAUUUUUCUUCGAUGUAAGCGUCGGAAUUAGGAUAAUCAAUGGUGCUGAUUUCGAAAAUGACAUUCAUUUUUUCGAUCGUUACUUUUUUCCUUAAGCAGUACUGUAAAUAGUAAUUUUUUGAAAUUUUUUCAUAAAUACUCGAUUUGAGGGUGUUCGAUAGUGCUGAUUUUGAAAAUGAUUUUUUUUAAGUAUUUUUUCUGAUUUGAAAUGAGCACCAUCGAAAACCCCUAAAUCGAGUAUUUGUGAAAAAAAUUCAAAAAAUGACUACUUUACAGUACUACAUAAGGAAAAAAGUAACGAUCAAAAAAUGAAUUCCAUUUUCAAAAUCAGCACCAUUGAUUAGCCUGAUUCCGACACUUACAUCGAAGAAAAAUAGUACUUUUCAGUUUCCUCAAUCGUUGCUCCCCGGCCAUGAAACUUCGACCUAAAUCGAGGUAAAAUUCUGACGCCAUUCAGACAAAUCUGGCUCGAUUAUAACUUGUAGCGUGCUUUCAUUUCUAUUUUCGCCGUCGGACAUCAAAAAACUGAGCUAGCCAACCUUUAGAGUAUCAAACGCCGAAAAUGGCGUUACGAAGUUUCGUGGAUAAUAUCCAGCAUGUCAAUAGAAUUAUUUGGCUAAAAAUUGGCGGUGAUUAAGUUAGUGUCAUGAUGAUGUCAUACAAAGAUUUUUAAAUUCAUAUAUUUUGUAAUCAAAAAUUUAUCACCUUUUUUAAAAACUUUGAGAAAUUUAGACACCAAUCUCUUUCAUGGUUUAUAUCGGAAAGACCGAUAAAGAUAUUGAACUGAAAAUUGGGGUAACUAUAUGAAACGUUAAGAUAAAAGCAUAUUGUAAAAAUUAUAUAUUAUGCUUGAGAGAUUCAAAAGUUACAGUAAUUUUUUCUUCAGUUCAUCAACGAAUUCAACGGUGAGCCCAAAACCCCGUCCUAUCGGGAUUCGCUCCUCCAGAAUCUUCAACCCCAACUGAGCGCACUCACCAAGAACGGCGUCAAACACUUCCCGUUGGCGCUGGGAAAUGUAAUCCGGCAGUUCAAGAAGUUCGCCGCCCAAAUCCCGGAACACGCGACCGCCGACGAGUUCCGCGACCAGUCCCGGGAAUGGCUGGACGAGUUUUACAAGGCCAACUUUAUCCAAGCCACUCAGGCCAUCGUCGACUUCACAAUCGAGAAGGUUUACGGACUGUCGGCGACGACCAUACUGACGUUUGGAUGGUCGCCGGUGGUGGAAAGAAUAUUGCUGGUGCUGACCGAGAAGAGCCCGGAAAAUUGGGAUAUCGGAGUAAUAGACUCACAACCCAAAGGAAAAGGUGAGCAAUUGUGGGUGCGAUCGCCUGGAGGCAAUUUGAAAAUGUUGCGGAAUGUCAACUAUUGAUUUUUGAAAUUUUGUCUGUUUCGUAACGAAAAAACAAUGAGAUUUGGGGAUUGAGGGCGAUUUAUGGUAGUGGAGGUGAUUUGGAAUCCACCUUAGGACCUUGUGGAAAUGAUCUCUACAAAAUUUUGGUGUUGCGAAGUGUCAACUAUUGAUUUUUGAAGUUUUGUCUGUUUCGUAACAAAAAAGCAAUGAGAUGUGGAGGUUGAGGGUGAUUUAUGGUCGUGGUGGUGAUUUAGAACCUAUUUUUAAUGUCUUUAGGGCAAAAUUAUGGUGUUGCGAAGUGUCAACUAUUGAUUUAUCGAAAUUUAAAAUUUUAUUUUUUGUGUUUUCGAUUUGAAAUAGGAAUUUUGAUGAUUUAUGGUAUCUGAAGGCCGAUUUGAAGUAUUUUUCAAGACGUUUUCUUAUGUUGCAUAAUGUCAAUUAUCGAGUUUUAUACAAUUCAAAUUUUUGGAAUAACAAGUAUAAUUUCAGCCCUACCACUAGCCAAAUCCCUCUCAUUACGCGGGGUCCGCUGCACGUACGGGUUGCUGAACGCGGUGGGCGACAUGACCCGCAACGCCCAUCUUGUCCUCCUGGGCGGAACGGCGGUGCUCAGCAACGGCUCAGUACUCGCGCCCCGAGGCGCCGGCCUCGUCGCGCUAGCCGCACACGCCCAGAACAUCCCCGUCUUGAUGACGGUGAAGUCCUAUCAAUUCGUGGACAAGGUGCGGAACAUGGAAAACCAUCAUCAACACGCGCUGGAUUCGGAGCCGCUGGAACUAAUCCCAGCCGAUUUGAUCACUGCCCUGGUGACGGAGAUCCGUAUUCUGCCGCCCACCUCCGCUCCGGCCGUCCUAAAGGCCAAACAACUCAUUUCGGCUUGA
Bursaphelenchus xylophilus (pine wood nematode) is the source of this 3718-nucleotide messenger RNA. Lineage: Eukaryota; Metazoa; Nematoda; Chromadorea; Rhabditida; Aphelenchoididae. The record is from the annotation of a GenBank genome assembly.